This is a messenger RNA of Gasterosteus aculeatus aculeatus (three-spined stickleback), 3154 nucleotides long. It is a transcript of the gene brox, whose product is annotated as BRO1 domain and CAAX motif containing. The record is from RefSeq and is a predicted model, not a curated record. Lineage: Eukaryota; Metazoa; Chordata; Actinopteri; Perciformes; Gasterosteidae.
UCACAUGACUGAAGCGUGCGCGUUCAUUGGCCAGCUUCCGUUCCGUGUUUACUUCCGGAACUAAAUUGUUGUCAGUGUCAGACUUUCCAUAAGGACUAUUAAACCUCACAUCUUCAGCACCGGAACGACAGGUGUGUCCUCGUCCUCAGGAUGGCUCACUGGUUUCACAGAAACCCGCUGAAGGCAACAGCGCCCGUGUCCUUUAACUACUACGGAGUGGCAGGCAGCCCCGCUGCCAACAAGAUAUGCAAUGACCUGAGGACGAACCGGGCCAGACUGCUGGAGAUGUUCACGGAUGUCACCUGCAACCCUGAGAUCAUGAAGAAUGCAACAGACGCAUACUUCUCCCUCCUCCAAGGCUUCAUUUCAUCCUUGGAUGGAACCACUCAGGAGAACAAGAUGAGGUUCAUCCAGAACUUCAAGUGGACCGACACUUUACAAGGAAACACGCCGAGUGCCCAGCAGGAUGCCAUCUUUGAACUGGUCUCCAUGGCCUUCAACGUAGCCCUCUGGUACACCAAGUUCGCCUCGAGACAAGCAGGGAAAGAAAACGUGACGGAGGCUGAGGCGAAAGAUGUUCACCGGAGCCUGAAGGUUGCUGCUGGAACCUUCAAAACCCUCAAGGACGUCCACGUCCCUCGUCUCAUCACUCCGGCGGAAAAGGGCCGAGACCUGGAGCCCCGCGUGAUCGACGCGUACAUCAUCCAGUGCCAGGCAGAGGCGCAGGAAGUGACGAUUGCCAGAGCGAUCGAGCUGAAGCACAACGCCACGCUCAUCGCAGCGUUGGCCUUCGAGACUGCAAACUUCUAUCAAAAAGCAGACCACACGUUGAACACCCUGGAGCCGGAGUGCAGCGGCAAAUGGAGGAAGUACUUCCAGCUGAAGCAGCUCUUCUACAUGGCUUACGCCUACUGCUACCACGGACAGACGCUGCUGGCCAGUGACAAGUGCGGUGAGGCCAUCCGAUCCCUGCAGGAGGCGCAAAGGUGCUACUCGCACGCCGAGGCGCUGUGUAAAGAGUACCGUCAGACCAAAGGGCCCGGCACCACGGCCAAGCCCUCCGAGCAGCUGUUCUUCCUCAAGCUGGGCGGCCUCAUUAAGAACACGCUGGAGAAGUGCCAGAGGGAGAACGGCUUCAUAUACUUCCAUAAGGUCCCGGUGGAGCCGCCCCAGCUCGAGCUGAAGGCCAGUUACGGCUUGGCUGAGCCAAUCCCCUUCGAGCUGCCGCCCCUCAGCCAGCAGUGCACUUCUGAAGUCUACGCCACCUUUGACCUGACCAAGGGGGCCAAAAAUGACAAGGCCAAGCCCAAGGAGGAGGAGGUGAAACCAGUGAAGGAGCCGGAUCUGAAGCCUCAGAAGGACACCGGCUGUGUCCUCUCCUAAACGCCUCACCCCUUCCACCCCCACGCUUCACUUCCAUCGAUCGUAAUGUACAUAUUAUUUUUCAUCUGUGGUGUUUUGCUCUCCUGCAUUCGGCUGUGACCGCUGCUCCUCACGUCAGGGCCAAAAAAACACGUUUAGGAGAAGAUUGGAAUCUGUAUUAGAAGUUCAAGUGAAGGUCUUCACACGAGGUCAUUUUAAAGGGCCUCUUGCUUUUCAGCGCUGUGGCAGCGGCCUGCUGUAUACCAGUAUAUAAACCCACUGCAGCGGAUAUGAUGAUCUGCUGACAUUAAAACACACUCCUGAUAAUCAACAGGGUUAAAGGUAAAGAAGUCGUGGGCAGAACAAGUCAUUUGGUUUGUUUUAGCGGUUUACAAUCAGUACUUUAAUCACAUCACACGUGUACCUUAGUUCUGUUACACGUAACAUAGCUGCUGUUUCUCUUUUUUACUUCUACUCAUACAGGAAAUCUUUUAUUACUGGAUGAAUCAAUCAUGCUGUGAUAUUCAUCCCUAAUUAAUAGUGGUUUAAUUUAUCUCUAUUGUAAUGUACUACUUGAGCUGAAUAUACGACAUGUACUUUGUGUGGCUCGUGUUGAGUUGGUGCGGUGCACGUAGUGCUCCUCUACACGCGUGUUCCUUGGCCCUAAACACGCAUCUAUCCAUUAUCUGGCAAACUCUGUAAACUAUAUUAGCUCCUGAAAUCCGCUGCUGGAUCCCAUCGUAGAGGCGGAUGUGCAGACGGGUCAGUGGAUCGGGUGAAAAGGCUUAUGACCAUUAUUCUUUAUGCCUGGAACAGCAGCACUGACCGUAGUUCCUUUCAAGGCCAACUGUGUAUUUAAAGCGUGUGUGAGAUCACGUGACCUGUAGCACAUCCAUCCUCCUCCAGCAGCGUCCGUCAUGUCAAAUCAUCAUACUAGUCCAUUUACUGACAAUCUGUCAUUCAUUUAUUGCUUAGUGCCGGGCAAUGGUUUUAUUUCAAUGGAUAUUAAUCAUGUGAUUUUCUUUUUUUUUGUUAUUCGAAGAAAAUAGACAAUAAAUAGAUAUAAUAAUAACAACGAGGAGGACAAAACUGCAAGAUGCAAGCCGGCAAACAUCCUAUAAUCAUGUGUUUUCUGAUCAAAUAUAAAAGUAUUCCCAUAUAAACAAAAAUGCAAUGUCAUUCUGUUUGCAGACAAUUUAAACACAACAGGUGUUUUAACGGAUAUUUGUUGUAAAUCUCAACUUAAUAUAUGAUUUGAUUGCAUUAAUAUUGAACGUUUUCCCCUCCACGUUCAUAAGAUUGUUCCGUGCUAGUGGAGAUUUCUAAACAUGAACAAGUGUAGCAGAAACAUAUUCGAUCAAUGACAUGCUUCAUCUGUAAUAACAAUAUUAAAGUGUUUGAAUAAGCUUUUCCGUUUAAUUGAAUAAUCAUAUCUAUUUACACCGAGGAACCCGGGGCUGUAAAAGUAGAAUAAAGAAAUCCAGCUUGACUCAGUUUGAUCUUAAUCGGUUGCACGUUUGCUGAUGAGAAGGAGGAGCUUAGUUAAUCCAGGUGUACACAGCUGGAUCAGUGCACGUCCUCGGCUUUCUUAAGUCGACCACGGUGUCCAUCACAGACCUUCUGACGCACCAAUGGAACCUGCUGACUAACGAUGGAAACCUUUAAUAUGAUUGUUUCACGUGUUGGUUUUGUUGCUGUAUCUGUGUGUGUGUGCUGGUGUUACUGUAAAGUGUCUUUCAGUAGCCUACCAUGUAAAGCACUAUAUGAAUAAACUGUAGUAUUAUUUAGCCUA